This is a messenger RNA of Arachis duranensis, 2703 nucleotides long. RefSeq names its product probable methyltransferase PMT2. Gene Ontology annotation, molecular function: methyltransferase activity. The record is from RefSeq and is a predicted model, not a curated record. Lineage: Eukaryota; Viridiplantae; Streptophyta; Magnoliopsida; Fabales; Fabaceae. The coding region runs from base 488 to 2320 and encodes 610 amino acids. Gene Ontology annotation, cellular component: trans-Golgi network; endosome; cytoplasm. The transcript is spliced from 7 exons.
GGAUAGAGGGGGAAUUCGGUACACACAGCGUCUUUUUCUGUUUAUUCAAAAUUCUAAUUGUAAUUGUAAUUCAUUCAUAAACUAAUCAUAUCGUAUCAUACAUAGUCAUACUCAUACCAAUCACUGUAAAUCUGGAAAAAGCGUAAACAGUGUGGUUCAGUGGCAGAACACAGAGAUUAACAUAGCUGUUUCCCGUUAUUUUCCCACUUUUUCUUUCUCUCCUUCCUAUUUAUUGUGAUUAAGUCCCAAAGCUACUUGCUUUUAUACCUACAAUUGACUAGAGUCUCUCACUCAUUCUCCAACCGGAUCUACAACACAUUACACUGUGUGGUGUGCAGCCACGCACAGAAAUCAUUGCUGGGUUGCUCAGAAAUAAAUAUCAGAUAAUAAAGUUCCCAAAUUUUCAGUAUUUCUUCCAAUACUUGUUAUUGGGGUAUCGCAGAUCCUUCCACCAUUGCUGAACCCAUUAUUAUAUGAUCGGUUCUACAUGGCGAAACCAAGUUCAGCUGAUGGCAGGACUAGAAGCACUGUGCAGAUCUUUAUAGUAGUUGGUCUCUGCUGUUUCUUCUAUAUAUUGGGAGCGUGGCAGAGAAGCGGUUUUGGAAAGGGUGAUAGCAUAGCAUUGCAGAUUACCAAGAGUAAUACAGAAUGUGAGAUAGUACCAAAUUUAAGUUUUGACUCCCACCAUAGUGGAGAACUUAGCAAACUUGAUGAAGCUGAUUCGAAACCUAAGGUGUUUCAACCAUGCAAAGCAAAAUAUACUGAUUAUACCCCCUGCCAAGAUCAACGGCGAGCAAUGACCUUCCCUAGAGAGAACAUGAUCUAUCGAGAGAGACAUUGCCCACGUGAAGAAGAGAAGCUGCAUUGUUUGAUUCCAGCGCCCAAGGGGUAUGUUACUCCGUUUCCAUGGCCAAAGAGUCGUGAUUAUGUUCCAUAUGCAAAUGCUCCGUACAAGAGUCUUACAGUUGAGAAGGCUAUUCAGAAUUGGAUCCAAUAUGAGGGAAAUGUGUUCAGAUUCCCUGGUGGUGGAACCCAGUUUCCUCAAGGCGCUGAUAAAUAUAUUGAUCAACUUGCAUCUGUGAUACCUAUAGCUAAUGGGACAGUGAGGACUGCGCUAGAUACUGGUUGUGGGGUUGCAAGUUGGGGUGCGUAUCUUUGGAGCAGAAAUGUUAUUGCCAUGUCAUUUGCACCAAGGGAUUCUCAUGAAGCACAAGUUCAAUUUGCUCUUGAAAGGGGUGUACCUGCUGUAAUUGGUGUUUUGGGAACCAUAAAGUUGCCUUAUCCAUCUCGAGCCUUUGACAUGGCUCACUGUUCUCGCUGUUUGAUUCCUUGGGGAGCAAAUGGUGGAAUAUAUAUGAUGGAAGUUGAUCGAGUCCUAAGACCUGGCGGUUACUGGGUGCUUUCGGGCCCUCCAAUCAAUUACAGGGUUAAUUACAAAGCCUGGCAGAGACCAAAGGAGGACCUUGAGGAUGAACAAAACAAGAUUGAAGAGAUUGCUAAGAAACUUUGCUGGGUGAAGAGGUCUGAGAGGGCUGAGAUUGCUGUUUGGCAAAAGACUAUGGAUUCUGAGUCAUGUCGACGCAAACAAGAAGAUGCCGGUGUAAAUUUUUGUGAAUCUUCAGAUACUGAUGAUGUCUGGUACAAGAAAAUGGAGGCCUGCGUUACCCCAAGUCCUAAAGUUUCAGCUGGAGAUCUUAAACCAUUUCCGAGCAGGUUAUAUGCCAUUCCCCCUAGAAUUGCUAGUGGCUUGGUACCUGGAGUUUCUUCCGAGACAUACCAAGAUGAUAACCAAAAGUGGAAAAAACAUGUAAAUGCCUACAAGAAAAUUAAUAGACUGUUGGAUACCGGAAGAUAUCGAAACAUUAUGGAUAUGAAUGCUGGGUUGGGUAGUUUUGCUGCAGCUAUUCAAUCUCCCAAGUUAUGGGUCAUGAACGUUGUGCCUACCACAGCUGAGAAAAGUACCCUGGGGGUCAUAUAUGAGCGCGGCUUGAUUGGCAUUUAUCAUGAUUGGUGUGAAGCCUUUUCAACAUAUCCAAGGACAUAUGAUCUCAUUCAUGCCAAUGGCCUCUUUAGUCUGUACAAGGAUAAAUGUAAUGCAGAAGACAUUCUUCUGGAGAUGGACCGGAUCUUGCGGCCGGAAGGCGCCGUCAUAUUCCGCGAUGAAGUCGAUACCUUAAUAAAGGUAAAGAAAAUAGUUGCAGGAAUGAGAUGGGAUACCAAAAUGGUUGACCAUGAAGAUGGUCCUCUUGUUCCUGAGAAGAUACUAAUUGCUGUAAAGCAGUAUUGGGUUGUUGAUGGAAAUUCCACUUCUACACAAUAAUCACUGAAGACCAAGUUAAAUUACAAGCGUGCCCUUAGGCUUCCAGCACCUUUCUGUUUGAACUGAAGCCUUUGACAGUGGCUUUGUUAUGAAGCUAAAAGGGACUAUUAGAAGAGUUACAUGCACAAUUGUCACUUAGCUAAAUGCAGUGAAUUUAUCAAGGAAGCUGAAGUUCAAUGUUUAUGCUCCCUGGAAUCUCGGGAAUUUUUUGGUAGAAGUUGCUUAUCUUGUACAAUGUUACAUUAAAAAAACAAAGAUGUGUCUUCUUUUAAUUUAAUAGUUUUGUCGUUAUUAUAUGUUUGGGAAAAAAAAGGUUACAUUUGUUUUGGAACUUUAGUUUGAUGCAGUGUAUUAGACUAUUAGUGAUAAAUUUUCUUCAUUAA